CAGCGCCCGUUCCCCCGGCCAGCCGCAGACCCGUUGACAGCAGAGGCCCCGCGUGGGGCGACUUCACAGGGUGUCCCACUGGCAGCGAAUUCCGAGCGGACGGCGCUCCCCUGGAUAGAGACGCCCACAGGCGGAGGGGAAGGGCAGAGUCUGGGGGCCGCUUCCGCCAACCGCGAGGAGGAGAGGAGGGGCGGGCUGAUCACGAGAGGCUGGGGCGGGCCGCCCGGCGCCCGACCUCGGCAGAAGGAGGGAGGGAGCCGAGGGGCGAGCGCUGGGGAGCAGCAUGGAGCCCUCGGCCGACUGGCUCGCGACCGCGGCUGCACGGGGUCGCGCCGAGGAGGUGCGGGCGCUGCUCGCGGCGGGGGCGCCGCCCAAUGCGCGGAACCGCCUGGGUCGGAGCCCGAUUCAGGUCAUGAUGAUGGGCAGCACUCGCGUGGCCGAGCUGCUCCUGCUCCACGGCGCGGACCCCAACUGCGCCGAUCCCGCCACCCUCACCCGACCUGUGCACGACGCCGCCCGGGAGGGGUUCCUGGACACGCUGGUGGUGCUGCACCGGGCCGGGGCGAGGCUGGAUGUGCGCGAUGCCUGGGGCCGCCUGCCCGUGGACCUGGCUGAGGAGCGGGGCCACCGCGACGUCGUCCGGUACCUGCGCGCAGCCAUGCGGGGCACCGGAAGUGGUAGCCACGCGGGUACAGAGGGUGCGGAAGGCCCAGCAGACAGCUGGACUUAAAGAAGCAUCAUUGAGAUAUAAGGACACUUCAAUAUUACGUUCAUCUUCAACCAACCACCCCACCCAACUCUUCCCUGCUUUCUUAGUUACCAUAUAUCAAGUAGCACUUUUUAAAUCUGCCUUCCCCUUCCCCUUCAUCUUCAACCAACCACCCCACCCAACUCUUCCCUGCUUUCUUAGUUACCAUAUAUCAAGUAGCGCUUUUUAAAUCUGCUUUGCCCUUCCCCUAAAUUUCCAUUUGUAUUUCCAUUUAUACAUCUCUAUAAAAGAUGAACAAGCAACACUG
This is a messenger RNA of Hyaena hyaena (striped hyena), 1016 nucleotides long. It is a transcript of the gene CDKN2A, whose product is annotated as cyclin dependent kinase inhibitor 2A. Gene Ontology annotation, biological process: apoptotic process; regulation of cyclin-dependent protein serine/threonine kinase activity; negative regulation of cell population proliferation. The record is from RefSeq and is a predicted model, not a curated record. The transcript has 3 exons. Lineage: Eukaryota; Metazoa; Chordata; Mammalia; Carnivora; Hyaenidae. The coding region runs from base 284 to 730 and encodes 148 amino acids. Gene Ontology annotation, cellular component: nucleus. Gene Ontology annotation, molecular function: cyclin-dependent protein serine/threonine kinase inhibitor activity; protein kinase binding.